Messenger RNA from Malaya genurostris, 4750 nucleotides. It is a transcript of the gene dlp, whose product is annotated as glypican-4. Gene Ontology annotation, biological process: regulation of signal transduction; regulation of protein localization to membrane; cell migration. The transcript has 8 exons. NCBI's taxonomy places the organism in Eukaryota, Metazoa, Arthropoda, Insecta, Diptera, Culicidae. The record is from RefSeq and is a predicted model, not a curated record. Gene Ontology annotation, cellular component: synapse; extracellular region; cell surface. The coding region runs from base 919 to 3093 and encodes 724 amino acids.
CUCUGGUGCGGUUUGGUGGUAUUGCUUCUGGUCUAAGAAAAAUUUCGCAAAAUUUUUGUUCUAAUAAUUUUGUGUAUCUUCGAUAGUUUUUAUCAUCAUCUGAUUAUUAUUGAAUUACGAAGCAAUUUUAUACUUAUUAGAAAAAAUCGUUUUAUAGAAAUUGUGAAAUACUACAGUGUCUGCCAACUAGCCCAUUUUGCUGAAUUUUCAUUACAUUGAGUGGAAUUUGGUGUAAUUUCGUGAACGUGUAGUUGUGAAAUUGUAUUUUUACACUCAUGAAAAAGUGGUUAAGUUCGUAUCAAAGAUGAGAAUAGUUAACAUGUAAAAUAUUUUUUUUACAAAAUUAGUUAACUAGCUGUAUGACUAGUGAGAGAAAAUUGCCGUAGUGUGCGUGUGGAUUGUUCUAUUGGCGCAGUUGUAAAAGUGUAUGUGUUGUCAUUUGCGAUUUUUGGAAGUGUUUCUGAACAGUAAAUUUUGUGUUUAAGUAGAACGACAAUGUGCGAUAGCAUUGAAUAAACUUCAUAGUAUUGAUUUGCAAAAGGUUGGAGAUUGCAGGAUUUUAUGUUCACAUGUUACUUUAUCGGUGUGUAUAACAAUUUCCAAAACUUCAAUAUUCAUUCAAUGAACCACUGUGUGUUGGAUGUAAUACCGUAGCAUUGAGAAUUAAUGUGAGAAGAAAAAAUAAGAACAACACAAGUCAUUCAACUUCUGACUACGGUUGUCUGAAGGCGUGCAUUCUUGUCUCGAAAGCUUAUACCGUUCGAGACCUGUGUAAAUGUGUGCGCAAAAAUUAUGACCGGCUUUUCGUGAUACCUUGCAUCUGUGGCACUCAAUGAACUAAACUGUAAGACUCGAUCCUUCUGUCGUUUUGCUCUACUGUAAUAAAUAUAUCACGCGGACAUUGAUUUUACGACUAAAAUGGCACAUAUAAAAAGUGCUAGUUUCCUCGUUGUAAGCAUAAACUUGUUGAUUUUGGUGAGCCAAUGGCAAAUAUCAGCAGCUAAUAUUGUUCCCUUAUCUAACAAUACUGGUGGAAAUAGUAGUGAAAAUAAGUUACAAAUCGAAAGCGGUACGAGUUCUGUAACCAAACGAAGCUGUGUUAAUGUACACCCAAUUUUUGAGCAUCGAGGCUUCAAUAAAGCAAACAUGCCAGCUGACCCAUUAACAGAUAGACCGCUUCGAUAUUGUGAUGUACCACCUGGAGGCACUUGUUGCACGCACACUAUCGAGAACAAAUUAGCAGUCCAUGCGAAAACUCUCUUGGAACGAAAUACCAAAGACUCGAUCACCAAACUAUCUUCAGUAUUGGGAAAUCGAGCCCAAAAAUUCAACGAUUUCUUCAAACUGUUGCUUACUGAAUCAAAAGCAGAAUUCCACGCAAUGUUCAAAAGAACGUACGGUACGAUCUAUGAACAGAAUGCGUAUGUUUUUGCUGACUUAUUCACUGAACUGGAGCGGUACUAUGCAAAUGGUAAAGUUGACUUGGGUGAAGCUAUGGAUUCAUUUUUUAAUGUUCUGUAUCAGAAAAUGUUCACCGUCCUCAAUUCACAGUACACCUUCAACACUAAAUAUCUUGGGUGCGUGAGUGAACAUAUGAAGGAACUGAAGCCCUUUGGAGAUGUCCCAGACAAGCUUUCGGUUCAAAUAAAACGAUCGUUUGUAGCGACUCGCACGUUCGCUCAAGCGCUAAACUCAGCUGCAGAAGUUGCCAAAAAUAUGAUUAAUGUACGGUUAACAGCUGAGUGUACAGCUGCGUUGACAAAAAUGAGUACAUGUAAUACUUGUGCAGGGUUUCUGGAAAAACCAUGCUCGUCUUAUUGCGUAAACGUGAUGAAGGGUUGUCUACAAAAUUACCUCGAGUUGGACACAGAAUGGGAUUCGUUUGUGGCUACAAUGGAGCGUGUGUCCGAUCGAUUGCUGGGUCCUUUCAACAUUGUUAUGGUUGUUGAGCCGAUUAAUAUAAAAAUCUCAGAGGCUAUCAUGAAUUUUCAGGAAACUGGCCAAGAUAUUUCUAACCGUGUGUUUCAAGGAUGUGGAAAACCUACCCUGGGGCGUCGGAGAAGAUCAACAGGUUCUGAUUCUUCCUCCGAAUUGAAACCACUGAAAAAUAAACGUAGCUCGGAACAGCCUCAGAUUAAGAGAUAUGCACAAGAUGAUAGUGAUAUUUUUAUUAUUGGGGAAGAAAAUGUGUUCAACGAUAAACAAUUAGUAAAGAGAUCAGCACAGGACUCGUCUAGUCACGAAUUAAAAUACGAACCAGUGCAAUUUUCCAAUGGAGAGAUUCAAUUCACGAACAACAAUAGCCCGCCUAGUCAUCAUCAAAUACAGAGCGAAAAUGUCAAUACUAACCGAAGCAAUCGUAGAAAAAAUAAUCGGAAACAGACUGAGGAUGAAGAUGGUAAUCGAGAACCAAUUGAUCGACUGGUAAAAGACAUUCGACAGCGCGUGAAGGACUCGAAAAAGUUCUGGUCCAAUUUGCCGUACAUGCUGUGUAAUAACGAAGAGGUUGCCGCUCUUCCGAAUAGCGAUGGUAACUGCUGGAAUGGCCAUACCAUUGAUCGUUAUCUACACACGGUGGCCUCUGAAACCGAAAAGAAUCCUGAAUUCCCAAAUCGUUCGGCGAAUGCUCGACAAAGUGCAAUAGUACAACAACAACUGUACACGCUACGCACUGCUAUUAGUCAGCUACGAAAUGCUUAUAAUGGACAUGAUGUUGAAUGGACUGACCAAGAAGACAAUUACUACGGAAGUGGAUCUGGUGGUGGCAGCGGUUACGACGAAGAAGAAGAUGCAGGCUCAGGGCUAGGACCAUGGCCAGAAGUAGACGAACGGUCGCAUAUCCCCAGUGUAUCAGGCCAGCCAGCGGGUGUUGGUGAAGGGGAAAACACCAGUAACAAUAGUGAUUUCGACUACACCAGUCAUAAAACUACACCGGUCGUAGAAGGUGGUAGCAGCAGUAGUGGUGGAACAGUGACCACUACCGGUAGUGGUAGUGAAAGAGUCCCACAAAUGUCGAUACGACGAGCCCUGUUGCUGUUUUUCUUACCGCUUGUGAUGGCUUGGUUCGGCGGAUUAUUCGCCGAUUUGCUGUGAUUUGAUUAAAGUUAGCUAUACAAUAUGUAUAUUUUAAUACCUAUUUUUAACUUAUACCAACAAUCCAAAAGUUUCAUGGAAUGUAAGAAUAGGUUUGAAAGAGAAUGUUAAAAAAGAGAUGUGCAUAUAUUUAUAGAUAGAUGCUCUUUUUGUGAAUGAUAGUAUGUUUAAUGCUGUAUUCGUUCCAAAUGUGAUGAGAUUCAACUGGGCAGUUUGAUAUCACUUGCAGUCAACCUUUAAUACGUAACCAAUUAUGGUUAGAUUCCUCAGUUUUAUGUAAGUUUGAAUCUGAUAAGUAGCUAACAUUUCUGAAUUUCAAUGUCCAAGUAAAUAGGAAAGUGUUUAUAAAUUCAUAUUCUUAUUUUUAUGUAAACACGGUGAGGCACAAUGCAUUUUACGUUUAUUUAUCUAACAAAUCACGACUAAGAUGUUCAAAACAUAAGUAACAAGAAAGUAUUCGUCAAGCUACUAAAGUAGGUGUUCAUUCAUUUCCCAGUGUUAUACAAUAAAUAGUACAGACCACAGUACGAAGAUUACUUUAUUUUAAUCUUGUACUUUGCAGUUAAAAUAGCAGAUAUCGCAUUUAUACGCACCGCCAUUGCCAUCCUCUUUUUGCUCAAAUGAUGUUGCAAACUUUCUUUUUAAAUGCGAAGGGAGCAGGUGUUGAAAUACGAUUUCAUUAUAAAUAUUUUAGGCCUUAUAACAACUCUAGUCAAAUUAAUUAAAUAACGCCUUCUUCUUUCGCGUGAAUAAAGGAUCUGUUACAAAACUCUUAUAAUUCAUAUUGCGAAAAUACUAUGUUCAGUUCUAUACAUAACGAUGCUGUAAUAAAACCUUAAACGACUGCCCGACUGCUACUUAUUUGCCAACUAAAAGCCACUAGUAGUUUUUACGUACAAUUUUAUAUCCCUGUAAAUAAUUGAUUUAAGCUUAUUAGUUAGCAUAACAAAACCGAUAACGUGCAUAGAAUGUUAGGGUAUGUGAAGUUCUAGGAAUAUUUAUUAACUUUUCAUUUGUUUGGUAAUAUAUUUUAAUUUAUGUAGACAAAAUUUAUGUUUAUUUAGCGCUAGGUACCUUACCGAAACAAAAUUUAUGUUUGAAUAAAAUGCAAUUUGAUAUUCUUCACGAUUAAUUCGCAAGCUAUAUCUCAAAACACGAAGCAUGUUGCGAAGAAACUUGUCUACUUGUGACUUGUAUAAUAAAAUGCUGCAUUAAUAAUACAGGGGUUUUAGCAUGGUAAGAUCAAAUUCGCAGCGCAUUUUAAUUUAAUAGUAAUUGGAAUCAUUACUAUAACAGUGAUUGUACAAACGCGAAAUCUAUUUAGGAAAAUUUGAUUGAACAGGCGAUUGUGGAGACCUUCCUUUUUACAAUAACCACACAAUCCUCCUGUUUGUAGUGAUAGUAGACUCAUAUCAAAGUACCUUUUAUGGAUUUUCAACUGGUAAUGUGAACGACAGAACGUAAAUAUAAAAUCAUGAUGCACAAACUGAAAUCAAAUGAGUUAUAUCGUCUGUUGUUCCAUCCUCCGCUAUACGACAGUGUGCAUUAGUGAGAAACAAUCGUAUGGUGAUAUUGAACAUAGAAUAUGUAAUAAAAAUUGUCACUGGAGAGUAUUAUCUAUAUGAAAGUACGCUAAAUAAAACCAAUUUUGAAAUAA